GGCAGGUGCGGCCGCGGCCGCGGCGGCCGGUGGGCGGCAGUGACUGCGACGUACCGAGCGGUGGAGGAGCGACAACAGCGGCGCGCGCAACCAGUGGUGCGGACUGCACGAAGCGCCGGCAGCGGCGACCGCACUGCCGCCGUUGGUGACGACAGGAGACCACCUGCAGGCGGUGACGGGGGAGGAGGACCGCGGAGGCAGGUCGGCCGGGAUGGCGGCCAGCGCGCUCAUGGCGCGCCUCACCCGGCGCUGGAGGAAGCGCAGCGUCGACAUCACCGAGGAGGACCCCACGUUCAAGACGGUCUACCUCGGCAACACCGUCACGCAGUGGGCUAAGGGCAGCGGCAGCGUCGACAAGCCGCUGGCCACGCUCUGGAGGAACUACUGCCAGUCGACCAAGCCCGACAUCGAGAUGCGCGUGACGAUCGCCGUCUCUGGCCUGAAGGCGACCACGCGCGAGCACGGCCUGACCGAGUACUGGAGCCACCGCAUCACCAACGCCUACGCCCACCCCAGCUACCCCAAGAUGUUCUGCUGGGUGUACCGACACGAGGGGCGCAAGAUGAAGCCGGAGCUGCGCUGCCACGCCGUGCUGUGCUCGUCCGAGGCCAAGGCGCGCCUCAUGGAGCGCCACCUGACCGAGCGGCUGCACCAGGCGCUCGUCGAGUUCCGCAAGGAAAAGCAGCUGCGCCAGAACGCGCGCCUCUCCGUGGUCAGCGUGCUGUACCCGAGCACGCCGCGGCGCAAGGUGGUGCUCACGAGCGGAGGCGUCAACUACCGGCCGCCGCUCGAGCGCAGCAAGAGCGCGCCCAAGCUGAGCAGCAUCGAGGAGGACCGUGAGGGCGAGGAGAUCGCCGCUCGCGACGACGCGCGCCGCCUGGCGGCGGCGGCGGCCGAGCGCGCGCCGCCGGCGGCGCCGCCGCGGCCCCGCGCGCUCAGCGAGCCGAUCGUGCCGCCGCCGGUGGUGAGCUGCGACCCGCACGCGGGCGCCGCCUCCGCCUCCAGCGACGACUCCGAGAGCGACUCGGACACGGCCAGCGAGCGCAGCGCGACGAGCGUACCCAGCGAUCCGACGGCCGACAGCGACUGCGAGACGACGCUGCUGGAGACGGCCGGCCCGUGUCGCGUGUACCACUUGAGCGCCCGCUCGCCGACCGGCCGCCGGCUGGCCGAUGACGUGCGGCUGGAGGUGCGCCGGCGCGUGGCUGAGCUCGAGCUGGGGCAGGCCUGGUCGCAGCCGCCAGACGACAGCGACGACAGCGCCAGCGACGAAAGCGGCUACGCCGAAGAGGUCGGUCGCGUCGCCUGAGGCGGCGCGCCGUCCGCGUGAGUCUAGUCAGCGCCCCGCGCCGGGGCGCCACCCGCCGCUGAGGAAGUUUGCGUGCCAAAUCUCCGCUCAGAACCGUCUGUCUGUCCCUGUGACGUGACGAGACGCGAUGUGACGUCUGUGACGUCACGAGACGCGAUGUGACGCGGCUGGCCGGCGGCUGCGUCGCAUCGGCGUCUGGUUCGUCUCGGCGCUGGCCGAGGUGCACCACGACGUCCGCGUCCUUGUCUGUGUUGUAGCCGUGCUGGAGACGGCUGCCUGCCUUUGCCGCCAGCCAGCUCUUCGUCCCUGUUCCGUAUGAACGCGCUGGCGCGCUUGUACUGGUCGUGCAGGAGCCCGCGCAGCUUGUUUGGGGCGUGUUUCU
Pollicipes pollicipes is the source of this 1691-nucleotide messenger RNA. RefSeq names its product protein FAM43A. The transcript has 3 exons. The coding region runs from base 212 to 1309 and encodes 365 amino acids. NCBI's taxonomy places the organism in Eukaryota, Metazoa, Arthropoda, Thecostraca, Pollicipedomorpha, Pollicipedidae. The record is from RefSeq and is a predicted model, not a curated record.